This is a messenger RNA of Abrus precatorius (Indian licorice), 1560 nucleotides long. RefSeq lists its product as uncharacterized. The transcript has 3 exons. The record is from RefSeq and is a predicted model, not a curated record. NCBI's taxonomy places the organism in Eukaryota, Viridiplantae, Streptophyta, Magnoliopsida, Fabales, Fabaceae. The coding region runs from base 178 to 414 and encodes 78 amino acids.
ACUAAACAAAAUAGUAAUUAAUGAUGGAAGAAUCGCGUUUGACGAAGGAAAUUACUUUGAAAGUCCCAUAUAUAUCCAUCUAUCCUUCGCCGUUCAUCCUUUCUUCCACACACAGAACUUCACUCUCUCAAUCUCAAAUCUGAGAAAAUUAGGGUUUUGUUGGGUCUCUCGUGAGACAUGGGUGGAGGCAACGGUCAAAAGUCAAAGAUGGCUCGCGAGAGAAAUCUCGAGAAGCAGAAGGCUGGAUCAAAGGGAAGCCAACUCGAAUCAAACAAGAAAGCCAUGACCAUCCAGUGCAAGGUGUGCAUGCAAACAUUUAUUUGCACCACAUCAGAAGUGAAGUGCAGGGAGCAUGCUGAAGCCAAACACCCUAAAUCUGAUGUCUAUGCUUGUUUUCCUCAUCUUAAAAAGUGAACUUGUGCAUGUUGAGACAUGAUAUCAUCAUGCCCUGUUCUAUAACCAAUCCAUAGAUAUCUUCAAUUUCUUUUAUAUCAAAUGUGUCUGUGUGUUUGUGUCUUGGGGUUUAGGGAGAGACGAGAAAGGAUAAUUAGUACGUUUUUCCCUUGUUAAAGUGUGAGAAACUGUGUUGAUUUUCUCUUUAUUGUCAAAGUAUAACUGAUUAAUGAUCAUUAGUGUCAAUAUUAAGCGUGUUAACAUGAAUUAUAUCAGGUGUGUAUUUGUCUAUGUCAAUACUUAUAUAGCUUGCACAACACGGGUUGCUUUAGAUCUUUGACACCACUGAAUUUCUUUCUUGGCUAGUAUUACUCAUCAAACUCCCCGACCAACUCUAAUUCUCUGGGAAAGUUGUCUCUUGUUGACUGUUAAAAUUGAAUUUCCUUCAGAUGCUGUUUGAUUAAUCUCCGUCUCAAGUUCUCAAAUUGAGCGUUCGCGCUUCUUCCCAACUUCUGAGCGUGUAUAAUCUACAUUUUCAUGAGAUUCUGACCAUUAUGCUGUUAUUAAGGACCGAGCUUCCUCUUCAAACCUGCAAAUCUUUUUUGCUGCUUUCAAUUUUGGUCAUGGACCAAUUGGUAGUGAGGAAGAUGAUUGUGUCUUCGGAAACAUGGGAACCAUGAUCAUCUUAAUGUGAAUUUAAACACGCAUUAAUUUUAUAAUAAGUGAAUAACUAGGAGAGAUGAGGGCAAGAGUUUUGUGAAAUCAUGAACCAUCUCCCCCUUCUUUUUCAAUUAUUUGACUUGAAAGAAGAUAUAACCAGCGAAACAGGAGUUUGACUAAAGUCUAGCGAAUCCCGAAGUUGGACGUUAAGUAUAAUUGAAAACAGUCAUACCAAACCUCUCGUUUAGUCUCAGAAAAAUAUUGAACCAACACCCAAUACCCAAUCAGGGGAUAGAUAAUACAAGGAAAAGACCAUAAUGCCUGCAUGGUGGGGAUUUAAUGCUCCAUUUCUGGCCGUACGUACACAACACUGGUUUGCCUCUCCAGAGGAGUCCCCACGCCUAACCUCCAUUAUCAACUUGUGUACCGACAGAGAAAGAAUACUGAUUUAGAUAGUGUCGGUCCUUUCUUUUAUUCUCUCGUAAAAGAAGUGGAAAUCAAGUUAAA